Messenger RNA from Parathielavia appendiculata, 360 nucleotides. RefSeq lists its product as uncharacterized. The annotation marks the transcript as partial. The transcript is spliced from 2 exons. The record is from RefSeq and is a predicted model, not a curated record. Lineage: Eukaryota; Fungi; Ascomycota; Sordariomycetes; Sordariales; Chaetomiaceae.
AAACCCCUGGACCCAUCUCGAGAAGAAAUCAGACUCAUCGGAUUCGCACCCUCUGAUCCCAGAGACAAAUCGGCUGUCAUCAGCUGCACGCUACACACGAAAUCACUUUUUGACAAAGCGUAUUUCGUCGCCGUGUCGUACGUCUGGGGUAACCCGGAACCCACGACCGAAAUUCUCGUCAACGGGGCACCAUUCCAGACUACAGUUGAUUUCGCCGCCGCCUUGGGUCAGGCAGUUGUAUGGACGCCGGUGACGGCCGAGGGACGCCUAUCGUUGCGGUUCUUGGCAGACGCCAUCUGCAUCAGCCAGCAGGAUACUCAGGAGAAGAACCACCAAAUCCCGCUGAUGAGGGACAUCUAG